AUGGCGAGGAAGCCAUCAGGAAGCGCCAGCGCCAGCGCCAGCAGGGAGAGUCGCAGCACACGGUCCCAGGGUAGGAGAGAAGUUGUGUCGGCGGAGGCCCAAGUGUCGGAAAAUGGAGCCCAGUCGACUCCCUCUAAACGGCGCAGGAUCUCGGGCCAGGCUGGUCAUGUGACAUCACAUGACGUCUAUGAGUUCCAAAAUGAGGAGAGUGGCUCGAGGAAGCAAGGCGAGGAUGACGACGAUGCAAUGGAAGACGAACUUGCAGAGUCUGUGGUGGCUGCAUCAACGACACCAAGACGGCGUGGACGUCCACCCAAGCCCAAAGCUUCAGCGGGUCCAGCGGGUCCAGCGGAAGUGAAUGAGGCUGACGAAACGAAGUCAACGCCUAGAGCGGCACGAACAGCGUUGUCCAAGACAAAGCCUGAGACGCCGCGCAGGGUGAAUGCAGCAAGUGGCGUGGACACGCCGGGCCGUCGCACAAUUGCCGACAGGUCAGCUCGUCGGAAAAGUGCCCGAGCCCUCAUCAACCGUGUGGUUGAUGAUGCUACCAGCGAUGAUGAAGCUGGCGACGAGGGUCUGGCGCGGGAAAUUUUUGAGUCUAGCGGGGACGAGAUUGCGCAAGAUGAGGAAGGCCAAGAUGGCCUGGACGGCCAAGAUGAAGAUGUUGAGGACGGAGCCGGAAGCGCUGCCCCAACGCCUUCCAAAUCUGUCAGGGGUCGGAAGAGGAAGGCUGUAGCCAGGAAGAAGUCUCCAACGCCGCCGCGGGAUCUGCCGCCGCAUGAGAUGUACUUCUUUCAGAACAAGCCCGGACUAGCCAAGACUUCCAACAAUACUUUGGCAUCGUUGGACCUGCUCACCCAUGAUGAGUACUUCUCAAUACUCAGAGACCUGAAAGACCCUCACGAUGCGGAUAUCAAGUUCCUGGAGGACCUUCAUGCGGAGUCCUUUGGGCAAUGGGAGUUCGAACUGGCUGAGGGCUUCAGCCUCUGUCUCUACGGAUACGGAUCUAAGCGUCCUCUGUUGCAUCGCUUCGCCAAACACCUACACAGCAAAGUCUCAAGUACUCAAGCACACAAGAUAGUCAUCUUGAACGGAUAUGUCCGCACCAUCAGCAUCCGCGAGGUCCUCUCCACUAUCAGCAGCGCAGUCGACCCCUCCUACAAGCUCACCUCCGGCAACCCUGUCGCACUCCUCCAGGACGUCCUAUCCCUCCUCACAUCCUCGGAGACCACUCUCACGUUGAUCCUCAAUUCCGCCGAUGCGCCACCUCUGCGCAAGUCCUCAUUCUACACCAUCCUCUCGCAGCUCGCAGGUCACUCACAUAUCCGCCUCGCCUGCUCGGUUGAUACGCCCGACUUCCCGCUUCUCUGGGACAGUGGGCAGCGCUCGGCCUUCAAUUUCGUCUUCCACGAUUGCACGACCUUUGCGCGCCGCAGCGCUGCCGAACUUGAAGUCGUCGAUGAGGUCCACGAGCUGCUCGGCCGCAAGGCCAGGCGUGUUGGUGGGAAGGACGGUGUGGCGUUCGUGCUCAAGUCGCUGCCCGACAACGCGAAGAACUUGUUCAGGCUCUUAGUAGGUGAGAUCCUAGUUGCACUGGAAGAUGAGGGCGUGGGUGUGGGCGGAGAGAACCCCGGCGUCGAGUACCGGAUGCUGUACAACAAGGCGGUCGAGGAGUUUAUCUGCAGCUCAGAGAUGGCGUUCAGGACGCUGCUGAAGGAAUUCCAUGAUCAUCAAAUGAUCACCAGCCGCAAGGACAUGUUGGGAACGGAGCUUCUGAGCUUGCCAUUUCGAAAAGAAGAGCUCGAGGCUAUUUUAGAGGACUUGAUGUCAUGA
Diaporthe amygdali is the source of this 1833-nucleotide messenger RNA. RefSeq names its product origin recognition complex subunit 2. Lineage: Eukaryota; Fungi; Ascomycota; Sordariomycetes; Diaporthales; Diaporthaceae. Gene Ontology annotation, molecular function: DNA replication origin binding. The record is from RefSeq and is a predicted model, not a curated record. The transcript has 2 exons. Gene Ontology annotation, cellular component: nuclear origin of replication recognition complex; nucleus. Gene Ontology annotation, biological process: DNA replication. The coding region runs from base 1 to 1833 and encodes 610 amino acids.